Molecule: messenger RNA, 2011 nt
Organism: Canariomyces notabilis
Lineage: Eukaryota; Fungi; Ascomycota; Sordariomycetes; Sordariales; Chaetomiaceae
Exons: 3
Coding region: 395-1660 (421 amino acids)
Biological process (GO): protein K6-linked ubiquitination
Cellular component (GO): BRCA1-BARD1 complex; BRCA1-A complex
Molecular function (GO): ubiquitin-protein transferase activity; protein binding
Source: RefSeq, a predicted model, not a curated record
CAAUAACAACUUUAAGUCUGCUAUCAGCCUAUACAUAUCGAUGAUCUAGUGCAUAUCAUCCUUGUAUUGUACAUUGCGCAUCUUUAAGGGGCUGUGCUCGAGGCCUCCUUAUACGGUCCUGAAUACUCCUUUAUCGCCGCGUUCUACAAGCUUUCUCGUAGCUGUAUUCAACCUCGACAUGUGAGGUUAUCUGUACUGCCAAACCGCUGCAUUGCUGUGCCGCUUGCUGUGAGGUACGAACGUCUUGGCGAGGUCUCACAGACACACACCAGACGGGGAGCCCUGUGCAUAUCUCGAGGUCUCGUUGCCUCAACGCAUUGACCUUGAAUCUCAUUAAACCUAGGUCUUAAAAAGGACCGACACUCCAAAGCCGCACAACCUACCUACCUACAAUAUGAGCCUAGGAAUUGGUGUCGGCGACAUUAUCAAGUUGAGCGAGUGCGCGUGGGGGUUGUACAAGGCGUACAAAGAGUCAUCUGCAGACUUUGCUCAGCUCACGGCAGAUGUACUCUCUCUCCACGCGAUUCUUACCGAAAUCUCCGAGUUCCUGAGCGAAAAUGGCGACCAGCUUGACACUUCGCGGCUCAACCGGCUGGCCAUGGUCACCGGCCCAUGCGAGAAGGUGUUGAAGGACAUGGAGGCAUUGUAUCUGAAGUACGACAGUCUCGGCACCCAGCAACAGAGAACUUGGGACCGCCUGAAGUAUGGGUUGAAGGAUUUGUCUGAACUCCGCAGGCGCUUGAUCACUUCGGUAACCAAUCUCACGGCCUGGUUCUCUAUCGUCCUCGCAAGGACCACGCGUCUUGAGAAGAAGCUGGACAAAUUCAUCUCCGAGGUUCGAGGCGGCUUACGUGAAAAAUCAGUAGCCAGCGCGCCCGAUGCUGCGCAGGCAAUCGAGUCGCCCGACGUGUGGUUCGAGCUGCGAAGGGAGCUCGAGGACGUGGGCAUCAGCCCGGCCGUGCUCGAGGAGAAGAAGGACUACAUCCUCGGCUGGCUCAAGCAGGUUCUAUCCGACGGAGGACUCGACGAAACAUGCAAUGAUGCUGCUCCAAAAUUGCCGCCUUACAGCCUCGAGCCUCCAACAAGUGACAUGACUCACCCCAGUUUCGGAGAACAGGACGCUUCGUCACUGCAUGUGGGCAAUGGCAACCACGUCUCGUCAGGAUUGCCUCUUACCACUGCCAACGAUGCGUUUGAGGAGGAACUGAAGCGCCAACAUCUCGAGUGGCCGCUGGACGCCAAGGGCUCGGGAGACCACAAACAAGGGACAUCAUUCCCAGACAGGGUUGCAAUCCCCUCGAUAAAAAUCCGACGACGCACCGACCCUGUGGUCAUGAUCAAGAAGCUGUUCAAGAACAACACCGAUAUCAUUGAGGCCGCGAGCGACGGCGACCUGGAGCGGGUGGCCAAGCUGAUCAGUCUGGGCAUGGACGUCAACGCCCGGGAACGUUGGGGCUGGUCAGCCCUGAGCAUGUGCGGUUACGGGGGCCACAGGGAGAUUGCCCGCAUCUUACUUGACCACGGAGCGGAUUUGGAUAAUGUCGACGUGGAUGGCGACACACCCGGAAGCUUGGCUGCGCAAAGGGGGCAUACAGAGCUGGUUAUUAUGUUUGACGAGGAACGGGAGGCGAGAGAUCGGAGGGUUAGGGAGAUGGGAUAGACGAGUUCCGGGCACUGGAGGACAGGCCUGACGGAUGUGGGCGGCAGGUAGGUAAGUAGGAUAUCCCCUUAUCAGUACGAUGGUUGUGGUCAAAGGGGCCCGUUGGCGAUUGCAUCAUCUUUAUUGGGGCUAGGAUAUAAUGUGCGUGUUGGACAUAUGGCAAGGGGGCUAUCCGUCACAGGUUUCCUGGCCCAAAUCUCCUUCUCGAUAGCUGUAUAGUAUUUAUGUACAACCUGGUACUCAUGUCCGAUGUGUAUCGGACUUUGGUAAGGUACGAUAAUGCGAUAUGUUACGAGUCACUUGUUCCAGAGGGACAUGUAGUAGUAGCUAAGACAGCAACACGAUAUAACG